Funneliformis geosporum is the source of this 167-nucleotide messenger RNA. The record is from the annotation of a GenBank genome assembly. NCBI's taxonomy places the organism in Eukaryota, Fungi, Glomeromycota, Glomeromycetes, Glomerales, Glomeraceae.
GUUUUAUUACUGCUUCUCAAUUAUUUCAACAACAACAACAUUCAUUUGAAAUAAAAGAAGAUUUAACAAAUGUUUCAUCAAAAAUUCCGCAAGUUAAUAUUGAAAAUGUUAAUAUUAAAAAUUGCAAUAAUGUUAAAGUAGAGGUUAUUUUUAAAGCACUAGAAUAG